CGUGCGAACGCGGCGCCUCGUCGGGGCGCGCAUACGGGUUGGCUAGCAGGUGUCGAGACGCUGCCGGCCUCAACCUGGGCGGAACCCAAGUGGGCGGAGAGGUGGCAAGUGCGCGAGACAGUCACCAGUCCGGGGGCCAAACUACACGACGGCCUCCGAGUCGUUACCCGCACCGGCUCUCUCACUAACUGUCUGACCAAUGGUCUGACCAAUAACUGCGGGCUAGCUACGGGAGGCCUAACUACCGGCGGCCUAGCGGCCAACAGCCUAGCUACGGGUGCCCUCAUCCACCCACCGGGCCACGGUUCCGGUCCCGGUCCGGGCGGCUCCAGCCCCAGUUCCCCGCCCGGUCCACGAAAGUCGGUAACCACGGUUACUUCGACCACGCUCACUGCCAUGGGCGGCGGUCUCGCGGGGUCUGGAGUCGGAGUCGGCUCUGGAACCGCGGCAGUCGGGUCUGGGGUCGGCGGCCGGGCCGUCAUUUCCGGGCC
Molecule: messenger RNA, 491 nt
Organism: Gregarina niphandrodes
Lineage: Eukaryota; Apicomplexa; Conoidasida; Eugregarinorida; Gregarinidae
Exons: 1
Source: RefSeq, a predicted model, not a curated record